AUAAAAAUGACAGAAGGCAACUUGAUGUUCAUAGGUUAUGUAGAUAUAAAGACCUGUGUAGUUAUGGCCUCAUAUCCCAAAGAUGCGGCAAAAGGGUCAGUAGGCGUGGUACAAGAUGCACUAAAAUCAGUAUGCUCAAAUGCAAUCAAUACAGCCAAUGACAAAUCUAUCAAGAAGCUAAAACUGGACUACCAAACGAUAUACUACAAGUCAGACGAGAAAGCGGAAACUGCGGUCGUAGUCAUGAUAUUUGAAGAAGAGUAUCCCGAGCGCUUGGCAUUCACAUUAAUACAGGAAAUAUGGCGAGACGUCCAUACGGCUCCUCCACGUGAAUUGGACGACGAUGGUAUUCCAACAUCAUUGCAAUCGCACCUGGGAACACAUAUGAUGCGCAUAUUCAAAAGAUACGACAAAGUUGUAGAAGUUGACCACACUUUGAGGGCACAAAUGCAUGUAGAUGAUGCUACGUGCAAUGUUGAAGAUGCCAUGAAAAAGAUUAUAGGUAGCUGUGGAAGCUUGCAGGAAUUACGGGUCAAAUCACUUAACCUGAAGAACAAAACUGUUGUGAUUAUCCUUUACAUCAUCGUCAAUGUCAUAAUCAUUUCUCUCUACAUAGCUAUUCCUAAGCUCAUGAACACAAAAGUUACAGGAAUUAAUACAAAUGACCAUUCCAAUGGGAACCACAACAGUACUGAUAACAACCACACUAUUACCGACAGCAACCCCGAUAAGAACAACAACAAUAAUUAGUACAAUGAUAUA
Messenger RNA from Babesia bovis T2Bo, 762 nucleotides. Its product is annotated as putative integral membrane protein. Lineage: Eukaryota; Apicomplexa; Aconoidasida; Piroplasmida; Babesiidae. Bases 7 to 750 code for a protein of 247 amino acids. The record is from RefSeq and is a predicted model, not a curated record. The transcript is spliced from 5 exons.